Molecule: messenger RNA, 645 nt
Organism: Suncus etruscus (white-toothed pygmy shrew)
Lineage: Eukaryota; Metazoa; Chordata; Mammalia; Eulipotyphla; Soricidae
Gene: ODF4
Product: outer dense fiber of sperm tails 4
Source: RefSeq, a predicted model, not a curated record
AUGGCGGACCAUGGUGAAAGAAAGCCAAGCUCAGGCCAUGGCUCUCGCAGGAAGUGGGGAGGGAGUAGUCGUAGGGUCUCUGUGUUGCCCCUGAAAUGGAGAGUGAGACACAAUGCCAGCUGGACAGGGCAUCUGUUGGCUUCUGGGUUCAGCCUACUCGCCUUCAUUUUGCUGUUGGUCAUGGUCUUCUCUAAGAGCUGGCUGUAUCCUUCCAAGAUUCGCUACUACCAGCGCUGGUCUGCUAAUGUUAGCAACGUAAUCCACAAUUCUGUUCACAUCCUGUCCCUGGGGUUAUUGCAGUUUGGCAAAUCCCAAAGCAGUUACCACUCAAAGAAUGGAAGAGCUGUCUUCAUUUUAUCCACCCUCUUGUUGUUCCCUAUUAACCUCUGGAUCUUUGAGGUGAGGGUGAAUAUAUCAGUUCCCCUGGGCUGGAGCUACUUCAUCGGUUGGUUUGUGUAUUUCCUCUAUGUCAUCUGUGAAGUGCAGGGACAGACUAGACUGUCUGAGAGACCUGUCAAGCAGAAGAAAGUCUGGGAUCCCGAGAAGAAGGCAGCUCUGGAUGCUGAGAAAAAAAAUGUCAUUUUUCUAAACCAUAGCAUCAAGUUCUGUCUAUUCAGCAGAAUUUCUCUGAACCUCCCCUCCUAA